AUGGUUUCCAAUAUUUUGCUCUUAUUUAAAAUUCAGGAGAGUUCCCAAUCAUAUGAAGAUUGUCUUAGCAUGAAAAAACAAAUGGCUGUCCGACCAGAUGAUCCCAAAUUUGAAGAAACUCUGUUACGAUGGAAUGAAGAACUCGACAAUGAACCUGAUUCAGAUAAUGACGGCACUGACUAUGACGACCAUGUUUCAAUUCAGUCCGACAGGGAGAGCACCUACUCAACGGAUGAUAGUGAAGUAGAGAGUGAGACAGAACAACAACUUCCUGGCAAAGUAAUAAAAGGAAAAAAUGGACAUAUUUGGAGCACUGAGCUUCCAUGUCGUACUCGAACACCUAAGCGAAACAUUGUUUCAUGUAUUCCAGGACCAAAAGGUGCGGCCAAAAAUAUUUCAAAGGAAUUAGAGGCAUGGAAGUUAUUUUUUUGCGCGAAUGUUAUAGAUAUUAUAGUGGUGCAUACAAAUAUGGAAAUAGAACGACAAAGAGGGAAAUAUGUUGCUAAUUGUGGCUUUGUUAACGAGACAGACGUUGAAGAGAUCUUGGCUUUGAUGGGACUGCUUUAUAUGACAGGUUGUAGAAAAGACAAUCAACUAACUACAGCAGAAAUGUGGUCAAAGCAUGGACCAGAAGUGUAUCCAUGCAUAAUGAGUGAAACAAGGUUUAGAUUUUUGAUAUCUUGCCUCAGAUUUGACGACAAAACCAUGAGAGACCGAGAAGAUAAAUUUUCUCCAAAUUCAUACAAAAAAAUGCAUUCUAAAAUUAGGUAUGAAAAACCAAAUAACAGCAUCAUUAAAGCAUAUGCCACAACAGACUAUCACAACAGCAAACUAGGUAUGCCCAUAUUUAUAUACAACAUUCGCGAUUACUUCAGUACGAAAAAUCAGUUCAGUGGCAAUUGUACAAUAAAACAGGGUAUUACCCGGGUACUAUGCUUCAUUACGAACCUCAUUCGCAAUACGAUAGCCAAAUGCUCAAUUAAGGGAUGCUAG
Molecule: messenger RNA, 993 nt
Organism: Acanthoscelides obtectus
Lineage: Eukaryota; Metazoa; Arthropoda; Insecta; Coleoptera; Chrysomelidae
Source: the annotation of a GenBank genome assembly